Molecule: messenger RNA, 1446 nt
Organism: Miscanthus lutarioriparius
Lineage: Eukaryota; Viridiplantae; Streptophyta; Magnoliopsida; Poales; Poaceae
Source: the annotation of a GenBank genome assembly
AUGAGCUCGGAGGACUCGCUCAAGUCGCUGUCGCUGGACUACCUGAACCUGCUCAUCAACGGGCAGGCCUUCAGCGACGUGGCCUUCAGCGUGGAGGGCCGGCUGGUGCACGCGCACCGCUGCGUGCUGGCCGCGCGCAGCCUCUUCUUCCGCAAGCUCUUCUGCGGCCUCGACCCAAACCACCAGCCACCGCCGACGCCGGGCUCCUCCUCCGCCGCCGGGGCCCGCGCGCCGGAGCUCGUCAUCCCCGUCAGCUCCAUCCGCUACGAGGUGCUGGUGCUGGUGCUCCAGUUCCUCUACAGCGGCCAGGCCUCCGUCGCCGCGCCCAAGAGCGGGCCGCUCCCGGGCUGCGGCGCCAGGGGCUGCUGGCACACCCGCUGCGGCGCAGCCGUCGACCUCGCCCUCGACACCCUCGCCGCCGCUCGAUCCUUCGGCGUCGAGCAGCUCGCCCUCCUCGUCCAGAAGCAGCUGGAGGCCAUGGUGAAGGAGGCAUUCGUGGACGACGUGAUGAAGGUGCUGAUGGCGUCGCGCAAGUUCGAGAUGCAGGAGCUCUGGGCCACCUGCUCCCACCUGGUGGCGCGCUCGGGCCUCUCCUCGGACCUCCUCGCCAAGCACCUCCCCAUCGACGUGGUCGCCAAGAUCGAGGAGAUCCGCUCCAAGUCCCCCGUCUCCGCCGCGGGCGGAACCGGCGGCGGGCCGCGCUCGCCGUUCCUCACGCACCACUACCUCCCCAUCAACGUGGCGGCGUCGGCGGCCGACCGCGACCACAGGAUCCGGCGCAUGCGGCGCGCGCUGGACGCGGCCGACAUCGAGCUCGUCAAGCUGAUGGUGAUGGGCGAAGGGCUGGACCUCGACGACGCCCUCGCCGUGCACUACGCCGUCCAGCACUGUGGGCGCGACGUCGUCAAGGCGCUGCUGGAGCUCGGCGCCGCCGACGUCAACUCCGGCGCCGGGCCCACGGGGAAGACGGCGCUGCACCUGGCGGCCGAGAUGGUGUCCCCGGACAUGGUGUCCGUGCUCCUCGACCACCACGCCGACCCCAACGCCCGGACGCUCGACGGCGUCACCCCGCUCGACGUGCUCCGCAGCCUCACCUCCGAGUUCCUCUUCAAGGGCGCCGUCCCGGGGCUCACGCACAUCGAGCCCAACAAGCUCAGGCUCUGCCUCGAGCUCGUGCAGUCCGCGGUGAUGGUAGCCACGCGCGACGACGGCGCCGGUACCGGUACCGGCGGCGACGCCGGGGGAGGAGGAAGCGACGGCGGCGGGAGCUUCCCGAGGGCGGACGCCGCCGACGACAGCUUGGUGAGCCUCACCAUGAACUCCACGCUGAUGUACCAGGGCCAGGAGAUGGCGGCGGCGGUGGCCGGCGAGGCCAGGAAAGGGAGCGGCGGCGGCGGCCGAGGAGGGAGCCCAUCCAACUUGUACUUCCCCAUUGGCUUCCCAUAA